Molecule: messenger RNA, 631 nt
Organism: Exserohilum turcica Et28A
Lineage: Eukaryota; Fungi; Ascomycota; Dothideomycetes; Pleosporales; Pleosporaceae
Exons: 1
Coding region: 12-218 (68 amino acids)
Source: RefSeq, a predicted model, not a curated record
GCGAAAGGAAGAUGCGUGGAUCAAAUGAACGACUACAUCUUGCGCCUGACGAAAGCCUACUCACCAGGCAACUAUUUCUACGCCAGAUCAUACACAACCAAGGUACUCAGCUGAAAGUCGUGUAUUCACAUUUGGGUGCAUCAUGGGUACCUCUGGCGUCUGGUGUUGGCCGCCGCAUGCCUGCGCCUCUUCACGUGGCGUCUGAGACCGAUGGCUGAUUUGGCCGGUACUGACCACUGCACGCGUACGAGACGGGGCCAUGAGGAGAGAAAGGCGAACAGUCAUAAGGGUAUUGAAGCCCGCCGACUUUACACAUACCCCAAAAUACUCUCAAGGUGGUUUCGCAUGUCUUCGGCCUGGGCGUGCUGAGUGAGCGUUCACAAGAUGACGUCUGUGAAUAGCCCGCGCCACAUGCUCUGUGUUGGAUGCGUGACAGGUUCCAACACGAAUGUGGCCUAGACAGUAGCCGUAAUCUCCCAGCCUCCCUUGGUACAUUGCGGGUUGGUUGAGUUGUUCGAAAGUGUAUGAGAGAGCGUCUCGCUUGACCGAGUUGAGUUGGCGCAGUCAACCUUGCCAUGCGGGUCGAUGGAUAGCAGCGCGUCGUGAUAGGUGAUUGUACCUGCAGCGGCUA